This is a messenger RNA of Clonostachys rhizophaga, 324 nucleotides long. The record is from the annotation of a GenBank genome assembly. NCBI's taxonomy places the organism in Eukaryota, Fungi, Ascomycota, Sordariomycetes, Hypocreales, Bionectriaceae.
AUGCCCGAAACUCAUAUCAUCUACGUGCUCGUCUUUGCCAAGAGAAUUCCAUGGGUUAGCACCAGCCUCAAGGAGAACAUGUGCCACUUUGGCAUUGCUCCGAGCACUCAAUUCCUCUCUUUCAAUUCCAAGACCAGCAGCUAUGUGGAGAGGUGUAUAACCGCGGCUGUUAUGCUGGUCUACCUGGGCUCCAUGUGUGAUAAAGAGGCGAACCAUAUCCUCGCUGCCUUUGGCCACCGCAUGAUGCAACAGGGGCUCGUUAUCUCGCCCGCCAUCAUAACUCAGUAUUUUGUCACCAUGAUGUUUGAGGAUAACAGUGGCUAG